Messenger RNA from Marmota flaviventris (yellow-bellied marmot), 1327 nucleotides. RefSeq names its product PCNA clamp associated factor (gene Pclaf). The record is from RefSeq and is a predicted model, not a curated record. Gene Ontology annotation, biological process: translesion synthesis; regulation of cell cycle. Gene Ontology annotation, cellular component: nucleus. Gene Ontology annotation, molecular function: chromatin binding. NCBI's taxonomy places the organism in Eukaryota, Metazoa, Chordata, Mammalia, Rodentia, Sciuridae.
GGAGAGGUUUUUUUUUUUUUUUUUUUUUUUUUUAGGUCCUUGUCUUGUGAACCUCUUCGGCCCGGACGUUUUUCUUGUCUCUUCCCGUUUGAACAUGGUGCGAACUAAAGCAGACAGCGUCCCAGGCACCUACAGAAAAGUGGUGGCUUCUCGAGCCCCAAGAAAGAUCCUUGGUUCCUCCACCUCUGCUACUAAUUCUACAUCGCUUUCAUCAAGGAAAGCUGAAAAUAAGUAUGCAGGAGGAAAUCCAGUUUGUGUACGUCCAACUCCCAAGUGGCAGAAAGGAAUUGGAGAAUUCUUUAGGCUGUCCCCUAAAGAUUCUGAAAAGGAGAAUCGGAUUCCUGAAGAGCCAGGAAGCAGUGGCUUAGGAAAAGCAAAGAGAAAAGUAUGUCCUUUGCAACCUGACCACACAGAUGAUGAAAAAGAAUAGAACUUAUUCAUCUUUGAAUAAUGUCUCCUGUUUACUCUGGUAUUUUAGGGUAUAAAUUUGCAUAGAUAUGUUUGUUCAGUAAGCUUUGAUGAAUAGGCAUUCGAUUUAAAAAAUGAGGCUAAAGUUUAUUCAAAAGCAAGUUAUGAAAUUGGAGAAUUUGUAAAAUUACGGUUACUUAGGUUAAUAUUCAAUUUUAAUGCACUAUGUUGGUUCUUUUACCUGUUAUAAAGCUUCUUGUUCUUGCUAACAUUAAAUCAGUGCAUGAUGUUCCAAUUACUAAUGUCCUGUAUUUGAGAUUUGUUUACAUCUUUGUACUGAUGUCAUUUGGGCAUUGAAAUUAUGCUAUGUUUUUAUUCCCUUUAUUUGCUUUAAAAAAGCAGAGUUAGAGUUUUGCACAUGAAAAAAAAAUCAGUAUUAAUUAAAUUUAGUUUCUGUCAUUUUUCGGAAAGGGGGCCAAAAAUGCCCUCUUGAAUAAAUUUGGAUGGAUGUGGAAAAAGUUAAGGACAGUUAAAACAACAAAAAGACAAAAUUCUAGCAUAGAAUAAGGAAAAAAGAUUCGAUAAGCCACAUUAAUAGGGAGGAAUUUUUCUUGGAUAUUUGAUUCAGUAUCAUAAAAUAUUACCCUUUGCAUUUAUACUUUUAAAGUUGGAAAUCAAUAAAAUAUGACAGGCAAAUCAUGCCAUAAACCAACAGCUAUGUCUAAAGUCCUUAGAGCAUUCACUGCAUUUCUCAAGAUUAACUGAAGAAGUGGGUAUAAUACUACUUGUUAAUUGAUGUUCUUGCUUUCCUAGCACACUUUUUGCAUACUGACAAGCUGUCAAUUUUCAAAAUUAACCAUGUUUUAACAGGCAUGUUUUCUGAAAUUUGAAAUAAAAGACUACUUAUUUUCACAAUACA